AUGCUAUGCCAGAGGUGCGCCACCUUGCUCCGAGGCAGCCGACUAGCCGGACUGCCUAAGCACACAACCCGCCAAGCUUCAUCGAGCUCCGCACUGCCCCGACGCCUCGGUCAUCCGUCAACGUCAACAGCUCCAUGGGCUCCUCGAUUCAUCCCCAGACAACCCACCACAGCCCUGCCAGCCGCUACGAUUAGACCAUACUCGUCUUCAGCACAGCCUGGUACAAGUGCGACCGCCGCCGAAGCGCCGAACCCAUCAAGUACCCUCGAGAAGCCCGACUUCCUCAACGAAGCCGAGUCCGAGGUCUGGGACCGCCUCGCCAAAGAGUUCAGCCCAGUCCAGCUGGUGGUCCAGGACAUAUCGGGAGGCUGUGGAUCCAUGUACGGGAUCGAGAUAAGCUCGGAGAAGUUUCGCGGUACAAAUAUGCUCAAGCAGCAGCGGAUGGUGAACGCCGUUCUUAGUGACUUGAUGAAGACAUGGCAUGGCGUACAACUCAAGACGAGGGUCCCAUGA
Molecule: messenger RNA, 513 nt
Organism: Diaporthe citri
Lineage: Eukaryota; Fungi; Ascomycota; Sordariomycetes; Diaporthales; Diaporthaceae
Exons: 1
Coding region: 1-513 (170 amino acids)
Source: RefSeq, a predicted model, not a curated record